AUGCCUCUCUUCAAAUCCGAAUCCGAACCCGUACCACAAACUCCUGUGAUCAUCACUUGGCAAUGUUCAUGCGGAAGUUUUAAUAGAGCAUACGAAGGUACCGCUACUAGAAAGUGCAAGAAGAGAGAUUGCGGGAAGUACUGGGUAUACAACGAUGGAAAGUGGGAAGAUGAUUAUCAUGGAGGAAAGAGAUCUUAUUAUGAGCCAUGGCAAACAGACCCCAAUGUUGAUUGA
Botrytis deweyae is the source of this 234-nucleotide messenger RNA. RefSeq lists its product as uncharacterized. The coding region runs from base 1 to 234 and encodes 77 amino acids. The record is from RefSeq and is a predicted model, not a curated record. NCBI's taxonomy places the organism in Eukaryota, Fungi, Ascomycota, Leotiomycetes, Helotiales, Sclerotiniaceae. The transcript has a single exon.